Molecule: messenger RNA, 7660 nt
Organism: Gambusia affinis (western mosquitofish)
Lineage: Eukaryota; Metazoa; Chordata; Actinopteri; Cyprinodontiformes; Poeciliidae
Gene: adgb
Product: androglobin
Exons: 39
Coding region: 112-4614 (1500 amino acids)
Biological process (GO): proteolysis
Molecular function (GO): protein binding; calcium-dependent cysteine-type endopeptidase activity
Source: RefSeq, a predicted model, not a curated record
AGCAACUGUCAAACUUCGACAGGCAGAAAGAAACGCUUAUGAAACGAAUAUAGUUAAGGCGCUUUGUUUUACUUUUCUUUUUUUUUUUUCUUUUUUUUUGACAUAAACACAAUGUCCAAACAAGCACAGAUAAAGAAAAGGGAUCACGCCACCAGCAAAACGUCUGCAUCUGAACGGCAGUAUGAGACAGCCAACUCCUCUGAGAGCCUCGAAAAAACCAAAGUUUACAUCUGGCCCGAGUGGAACGAUACCGAAGUCAGCAAGGAGAAGUGGGACGUAUCUAAAGGAGAAGGCAGAAAGUCAACCAAGACCAAGAGUAAUUCUUUGCCUUUUCAGUCAUUCUUCGACGAUCCAGAAGGAAAGGUGUUUUUGCCCUCAGCCCUGAAGGUGCACACAUGGAAACGUCCAGCUGAGUUUAUUGUUGAUAAGGAUGUGACUGUGGUUGAAAACAAAAUGGACUUUGACCUGGUCUCCCCCAACAAUCAUUUGUUUGGCUGUGAGCUAAUGAGGUGGAUCAUCAGUGAGAUCCAUAUUGUUUGGAUGCUUUACACAGAGUUUACCUUCCAACACGACAGCUGGAAACCCUGGGAGCACAUCUACUCAAUGUGUGACGUGGUGAAAGGUCAUGUGCCACUUUAUAACAGCUAUGGGAAAUAUGUGAUCAGACUUUACUGGAUGGGUUCCUGGAGAAAGAUGAUCGUGGAUGAUAACAUGCCAUUUGAUGAGGAGAAUAAUUUGCUUCUCCCUGCCUCUACUUGUCAGUCAGAGAUUUGGCCAAUGCUGUUGGCUAAAGCUCUAAUUAAAAUAGCCUGCACAAUUCCAGUUUUCAGGGUUGGUGGCGAGAUGGGUGAUUUCACCUUUAUCCACUCCCUCACUGGCUGGUUGCCAGUAAUCACUCCUAUAGUGCCAAAGCACUCAGGAAAAAUAUGGGAAUUCCUUCUAGACACCAUUCCUAAAUUUACACACGAUGAAACGGGUUUCGGAACUUCGACGUCUGACAGUGACGAUCAAGUUGGAGGGAAUGAUUAUCUUCCUCAGGACAAUAGGAGUCUGGUCCAGGAGACAGAAAGAAGCACAGACAGAUCCAGGAGACCCUCUGCCUCUAAUAACUUUGCUGAUCCAGGUCCUCUAAAAGUUGCAGUAUGUGCCAGCUUCUACCCUUCUCUACAAUAUUCUAUUGGGCUUGUUCAAACGGCAACUUCCUCAGAGCGUUUACGGUUUUAUGGUUUGUCGAUGCUGCACAGCCAUGUUGUCCUGUUGACCAGAACCCGAUCAUGUUCGCUGAUACCUCCUCCCAAAGCUAAGAUGGUGUCCCGAUGGAAACUCAUCCGUCUGCGCAAGAAGAUAGUAGUCACAUCUGAGCCUCAAAAGGAAAACAAUUCCUUAUCCCUGAGGGAAUCAUCUCAUAUGAAGAUCUUAAGGGAAGAAUGCAGUACCUUCGCCCUGAAGAAAUCACCUCAAAUAAAGUUCAUAAAAGAGGAACCUGAGCCAUCAAAUGAGAAAUUCAUUGAGGUUACCAGCACUUUUGUAUUUCGCAGUGCCACAGUCUCUGGAAGCAUUGUCCCAGAACCUGACAUAAGCAGUGACGCCUACAACUCGGAACCAGAGACCAAGAUGAGCACACCAAGGAAGCGUUCCCAUAGACCCAGUAUGCUUGCGAUUACUGAGUCAGAGGAGGCAGACAGACGUGAAUCUGAAGGAGUUGAGCCAAGCCUCACUGGCGAAAUCAAAGUGUCUCCACAGGUUACAGCAGAGGACAAGAUAAAGGACAUUGAUCAGAUCGCCAUUGAACCACUGUCAUUUAGAGAUUCUACAGUCAAGAAUGUUAAACCCCUACUGACCACAUGGGUGGACGUGGACGACUUUGCAAAGUGUUUUCAGUCAUUGUUGGUCUUUCACAAACCCCAGAUGUACUCUCAUCAUAUCCAGAAAUCACAAUUCAAGAGCACUCUCCUGUCAAAAGACAUGGGUAGUAUCAGCAGCUCUGGAACGUCUUGUCAAUAUCCUAUCAAUAGAUCUGUGGAGGUAGCAAGUGCUGAGUGUUCAGAAGUAAGAGGAACUUACUAUCUUUUUGUCGACUCCCUGGAACCUUGCGAGAUCCUCGUCAGUUUGUCUGCCUUUCUUCACUGGGGAGACACUAGUGAAAAGACAUGUUCUGUUGAGAAAACGUCAUUCGGAAUACACAGGUGUGCAGCGCUUCUUGUUCAACCCCAGUCCUGGACAAGCUUGCAGGCUCAGCUUCCAGUUCUCACUAUCAAGACCACCUUCUCAAAAGCAGCUGUUCUUAGCUUGGCAGCAGGGCGCAAUGUGUUUUGCCUCCAUGUACAUGCGACUCUAGGCUACCACAUCCAUCUGAGCAGCGAGACUCAAUUCAUGUUAGGAGAUGAAGAAACCAUUAUGCCCACCCUUGGAAAGGAAAGUGUUCGCUUCACUGAGCAGGCUUGGGCCAUAUUCAAAGCCUUAUCCCACGUGGUUGCUUCCUUUUCUGAUGAACAGAAGCUCCCGUCACUCAAACAGAACCUGGAAAAGACUUAUUUCCCCCAAAGUGUCUUUUCCAAAACUGGGACAAGAAAACACCAAAAGCUGUUUAACUUGGCAGUGUGCCACAUGUUUCGUGAGGCCCAGGGCAGAAAGCUGACAUCACAGGAGCACUUUGCACUUCAAGCCCUUACUGCCGACCCCUCAAUUUGGGCCCCAGACAUAGAAGUAUCACCUUCUACCCCAAAUACAAAGGUCCCUGAAGUAUGGGAAGACAGGGAGCCAACAGACAAAGAAAUCCAGGCAGUCACAAUUCUGCAAGCUCGGUUAAAAGGGUAUUUGGUCCGAGCGGCACUUAAAGCCUCAAAACCUGGCAAAGGAAAAAAAGAAAACCUCCGUGUUUCCAAGAUCCUUUCAGAUAUGUGGCAGAAGAUUGAAGCAGAUGCAGCAAAAUAUUCUGCCUUGUUGCUACGAUACAUUAUUGAUAAUUUAGAGGAGGGAGAAGAACUGUACUCCUGUCUGGAGGAUGAAUCGUCAAGAAUCACCUUCGCUGAUUACUCCGUCUCUUUCCAGGACACAAACCAGUCCUGGGCUUUGGUCUUCAGAGAAAUAUUCAUUGUUCCAAAGGAGAUGCAGCUGGUACCGAUCAUCUUCUCUCCAGUUCCUAACUGUUGUCUGCAUGUUGUUAACAAUGACACGGGAGAGGAAAUCGAGAUGAUCAAAGUGGUGCCCCAUGUUUAUAAACCCAAUAAGCUUGGUUAUACGUUUGUUGCAGAGGUGGUAAAACCUGGAUUAGCUGUUAGUGAUAGCAAAUGGAGGAUGCGGUUGAUCGGUUUAAAAGAGCCACUUCCAAAAUUGAGCCGUGAAGUUCCUGUCAGUGCCUUCUCAGUGAAGCAAUUCCAAGAUUAUUACAUUCCAAGCGACAAAAAUCUCAUUUGUCGUUACAGUGUCCAGGUGAUGGCAGAUGCUAUGGGCACAAUUCAGUUUGAAACUUCUGACCCAAAUGUUUUGAUACAUUUGUCUGUUCUGGACAAGGAGGAGGAGAUGGCUGGCAUCACUGGGAGGGGCUUUGUUGUACUACCUAUAUUCUUCUUCAAGGCAAACAAGGGUCAACAGCCAGAAACCAAGAAGGGAAGGCGACAAAGCGCAGAAGCUGCAGUUGAAAAAUCAGCCCAGCCCUCUGACGCCAUCCCGGAUCAUAAGUAUGUGGUGCAAGCAGAGAUGCUCUGUAAGAGCUGGCAUUUAGAUGAAACCCAGCAGGACUUUGUCCAUAUGCUACAAGAAAUGAAGAAGAAUGAAAUCAGAGUGUUCAAGCCUGGAGAUAUUAAGUCUCCGUCUAGAGUCAGCACAUCAAGCCAGAAUGGUACCAAGAUUGAAGCACCAAAAGCAAGCCGAAAAAGUGAUACUGACAGGCACAGAGGAAAGACUAGUGUCUCCAUAAAUGUUUCCAAGCAAGAAUCGAACCUGGACCUGACUAAGCCAAAUUACACACUGCGUGUUGCCACUGACCAUACCAGCCCAGAGAGUGUUGAAGUAAAGAGAGAUACGGAGAGAGUUGAUCAGAUUAAAUCCAUGAAAAAAGCCUGGGAAAUGACUGACCCAGGGCGUUUUGAAAAGGCUUCUCAUUCCCGCCUCCAGUUCCUCAACCAAGUUAAGCAACUGGAAUCUGAUCAUACUUCACCUCAAACUUCACCGACCUCUGAUCAAGUUACCCAGCCCGCUCCAUCCAGCAGUGAAAUUAUCACCCCAGCCUUGCCAGAUCUGUACACAAAGUUCAGUCAUUUGUUCAGACGCCAGAAAGAUGUUCCAGAGCUAUUGGAUUCACAGGGAGAGGAGGCCAGGGAGAAGAAGCAAUAUGAAAACAUCCACAGCUACCGGUUGGUCCGUGAAAGCAUGAUGGAGCGCUACAGGCAGCACAUGAUUGAACAAUAUGAGCUAAAGAAGCGUCACUACGAGAUGUAUGAGAAAGUGCUGGAGACUAGUGAGAAAUUAUCUGAGGAUUACAAAGAAUUUUGCAACCGCAUGCUAACGUUGAUAAAGGAGCAAGAAGAGAAACCAGCUCAGGAGGAGGCUGAGAUGCCACCUCCAUCCACUCCAUCCGCUAAGCAAGGCAAGAAAGGCAAGAAGAAGAAGUAAUCAGUGACUUUGAUCUUCAAUCUCAGUUCACCUCAACGAGUUUGCUGAAGAAUCCUAAUUUUAUUUCUUGUCUGUUCUUUAUGGCACACUGCCAAACUACAGGUUUGGUUGCAUAAUUCAAAGUUGUUUGUCCAUUCAUACUGUUUUAUGACUUUAAACUUUACUUAAACUGCGUUCUGCAGUUGUUUAUGGAUGUUUGUUAUGGUAUCCAGGGGCAGCAAUUUGAUUAUCAUUGGAAAGGGAAUUUAUUUGAAUAAUUCAACUCAAAAAGUGUAACUUUUAUUACACAAAUUGUUAGAAAUUUUGUUAAGUCUGGUUAUUAUAGCUUGCAGGUAAUGAAACCGCCCAAAAAUUGUUUAUUAGAAAAUGUCAUUUUGUAAUUCUUUGAUAAAGAAAUGUUGGCCUACUGAGUAUAUGCACCUAAUAUGUAGAUGGAUUUAGCUUUUAUAAGUGCAACGUUGUACCUCAGCAUCAAAGUGUUCAUCCUGUGCCUCUGCUGAGAUAUUAAGGAAGUCCAGGAGACUUUAAUAGUGACUUUCAACUCAUCUGUAUCGAUGGGUCUGGUGUCCCUCGUUUUCCUUCCUUUCUCCAGACUUUGAGAACCAUAAUUUUUCUGAUGAAUUAGUUUCCAGGCUUUCAUUAGCUGUAGGCUUUAUCCAUCCAAAUUUACUGUCUAAAAUUAUUCUGCAUUGAUGAAUUUCACAUUUUGAGUGGAAGUACUGAACUAAAUUAACUUUUCAAUUAUAUUUUUAUUCUUCUGCAAGUUUUAUUGUAACAACAUAUUUACUUUUUUCCGCUUGUAUUUAGUAACUUAGCAUGAAUAGACUUUAAAAUGCAUAAUUCUAAGGUUUUCCUACCCAAAUCAUCUUCAAUCAUCUUUGGUUUUGGUGUGACCCAGACUGAAAUAACCUGCUAAAUAACUAUCCAAGAUUGAGACAGUUUUACCAUAAGUAAUAAGAAUGAUAAUUUUUUAAAUUCUAAAACACAAAAUAUUUUACAUUACAUUGACAUAUCUGAUGAAGAUUGUUAAACCUCACUUUCAUUUACAGACAGGAAAAAAAAGCUGUUAGUAGCUUUGAUUUAUUCUUUGGAUCCACUUGUUUUUCUUUGAGUCUGCCAGAAUGCCUAGUGUGCCUAUCAGAUUCGGCUAAUCUUUUGUUUGGAUGAAGGUCAUUGUAUUGACUGUCUGACUCGAGUCUUGUCGAAUACAGCAGACCUCCCACAAGCUGAGUGCCACUGAUUGAUUGGUCAGUAGAUAAACUGUAGUCUCUCUGAAACCCGCCACAGUCACAUUCUGCAAGAUGAUGUGAGGCUUGAGAAAGAUUUGGCAGAGAAAACCUCAGGGUGAAUGUGUUGCAUUUUCAAAACCUUAUAAAAGUGUUCAUACCCCUAAGACUUUUAAACAUUUUGGCAGAUUAAAACCACAAACGUCAAAGUAGUCUAUAAUUAGAAAGUGGAAGAAACAUCGUCCCCACAUGGAUCAGUAGUUUGCAUGUUCACCUUUAACUGCAAAUACAGCUUCAAGAAUUUUGGGGUUUGUGUCUGUUGGUUUUCGAUAUCUAGAGACAGAAAUUACAUGUCUGUUUAAAGCUAUGCAGGACUUAAAAAAAAUAAACAAAAACAAGCAUGGACUCAAUCACUCUCAGCUAUUAAAGGGUCAAGGAGAGCAGCUAAUGACUUCAUAACAAAUAUUUUUUUCCUUAAUUUUUUAAGUGAAGCAAAUUAAUGUUAGUGGUCUGUUAUUAGUUUAGUAUUUAGAGUGCGUGGGGUUUUCUUUAUCAGAUUGGGCUGACAAAUGAGAAUGAAAAUUGGAAAUGAAAGGAAGGAUGAUGCCAUCUAGUGGCUGCCUUCAUUAAUAAAUUGUCAUUAACAUGUCUACUGGUUAUUCACUGUUGUUGUCUGAAGGUUAUAUUGGGAUUAUGCUGUGCAUGUAUUUGUGUGGCAUGUGUGUAAUAGAGCAGAGUUAUCUUUAUUUUCCCACAGUUCCACCCUGCGGUAUUCUCAUCCAAAGCUUCUGAACUGUGUGUCUGACAGUGCACAGAUUAUUCUCAGCAAAACGUUGAAGCUUUUUAAGGUGGAUGACUUCAAGUGCACACGAAAGAGUGUUAUAACACUUGCAUUGUUUUAAAUUUUAGAAUAGUUUGAAUACAUAUGUACCCAUGCAUGAAAGCUUGACCACUCUUUAUCUGCAGCUACCUGUAGUACAGUUUUGGCAUUUGAUGAGUGUUAAGAGAUGUGUUUCAGAGCUCACUGAGUCAACCACGGCUCACUGCUCCUGUUGAAAACAAUUAGCCAGUCCGUUAUGUCUACCCUGCACCUAAAUCAUGUUUUCAUGAGUGUUUGCAUGCUGCAGUAUUUUGCCUGCUACGAGAGAGAGAUCUUCUGACUCUCUAAGUGGCAGUGACACGUGUGUAUUAACAGAGAGGCUGUGUGUUAAUUGGCAGCUGUUGGCUUGUGGUUUGAUGCAAAUGCGUUGUGAGCAUCACAGGAACUCCAGUUUAACCUUGAAAGCAAGAGGACACACAGCAACUCGCUCUGUGUGUGUGAGAGAGGGAGAGAGUGAGAGAGACUUCCCACAAGUAAUAAGAAAAUAUUUGAUUCUUAAAUGGACCCACGUUGUAGAUGGAUGAUGAAAUUAAGUGAAAGUAGAUACACAUUCCUGGAGUGCUGGGGAGACUCUCCAUUGUCAGGGCAAUAAUUCAAGAAUGCUUUAAUCAGUUUUCUUUCUGCUGCUUUAGUGAAUGAUUAAAGAGCAUUGGUCCUUAUAAUAUAUGCUUAUUCUGCAAAAUUAUAAAAAUACUUUAUUAAACACAGGGGGAAUUUAAAUAAUUAAUCAAAUAAAUUCAACUUAGAAUACGUUAUACUUGCAUUAGUUCUUGUAUCCAGCUGCACAACUUCAUUCCUGACAUUUCAAGUGUUUCCUUGAGUUGUAUGAUCCUGAAUAUUCACCGAUGUUGGCUAAUGUUCCAUACUUAACCCUUUUCUGAGACAAAAUAGGAAGUUGGACUUUUGCAAGGCAAAAAUAAACCAAGCAUGCAUAACACCA